Messenger RNA from Harpegnathos saltator (Jerdon's jumping ant), 651 nucleotides. RefSeq lists its product as uncharacterized. Lineage: Eukaryota; Metazoa; Arthropoda; Insecta; Hymenoptera; Formicidae. Bases 1 to 651 code for a protein of 216 amino acids. The transcript has a single exon. The record is from RefSeq and is a predicted model, not a curated record.
AUGUUUGGGAAGAGGGAGCUCCAAGGGAGGGUAAGGGAAGACGAGGCGCUCGCCAGAGCUAUAAGGGAUAUGAAGCACCAAACUCGGCAGGUCCUCCUCCAUAGAUGGCAAAGGAUGCUGACGCACGCCAGGUACGGGAGGAGGGUCGUCGAGGUUCUCCAGCCCUACCUACACAAGUGGGUGGGCAAGGAUUUCGGGACUCUGACGUUCAGGCUGACACAGGUGUUCACCGGGUACAGAUGCUUCGGUGAGUACCUGUGUCGAAUAGGGAAAGAGCCCACGGCGAGAUGUCACCACUGUGACUACGACCACGACUCCGCGCAACACACAGUCCAAGACUGCCUGGCAUGGGCAGUGGAGCGCGGAGUCAUGGUCGGGGAACUGGGCCAGGACCUCUCACUCCCAAUGGUGGUGAGGGCCAUGUUGGAGGGUGAGAGGAAAUGGCGAUUACUCGCCUCCUUUUGUGAGACAGUAAUGCUCCAAAAGGAGGCAGCGGAGGAAAUCCGCCGGCAGGCGGAAGGAAGAGGGAAGAGCCAGAGGAGAAGGCAACGCCACAGGGAGUGGCGAGGAAGUAGGAGCAGAAGCAGGGAUGGGAUGGACUCGUCAGAGGAGGAGGCUAUGCUGAGGGCUAUGCUGAGGCAGCAACCUUAG